Molecule: messenger RNA, 1424 nt
Organism: Antechinus flavipes (yellow-footed antechinus)
Lineage: Eukaryota; Metazoa; Chordata; Mammalia; Dasyuromorphia; Dasyuridae
Product: mas-related G-protein coupled receptor member A-like
Exons: 1
Coding region: 59-1027 (322 amino acids)
Biological process (GO): G protein-coupled receptor signaling pathway
Cellular component (GO): membrane
Molecular function (GO): G protein-coupled receptor activity
Source: RefSeq, a predicted model, not a curated record
UCCCUGAUGUCCUUCUAUGUCUCUGUGUCCCCAGGGUGUCUGAGAGGAGCAGGGCGUCAUGGAGCGAGGACCCCCCAACAUGACUGUGUCCCCCACGCCUGAAUAUCCAGGAUAUGGUUCUGGCAAUUCAACGGAGCAUAGUGAAGGUCAUAAUUCAUCUGGCAGCCUUGACAUUUAUGACUGGAUGAACCUCCUCUCUCUGCUCAUUGCCCCGCUUGGACUGCUGGGGAACGGCGCCGUCCUGUGGCUCCUGGGCUUCCGCAUCCGGAGGAACCCCUUCUCUGUCUACAUCCUCAACCUGGCGGCGGCCGACGCCCUUUUCCUUUGUAGCUCUUUUCUUAGAUCCAUACUUGCACUUUUUAGAUUUAACGAUGUAACAUGGACAAUACUGUCAUUCUUCAUAUACACGUCCUACACUGCGGGCCUGAGCCUCCUGGCGGCGAUCAGCACCGAGCGCUGUCUCUCAGCGUUCUUCCCCCUCUGGUACCGAUGCCGUCGCCCCAAGCACACGUCGGCCGCGAUCUGCGCCGGGGUCUGGGCUCUGGCCGGGAUGUGCGGGCUACUGUCUCUCGUUCUUUGGCAUAGUUCUGAUCAUAACAUUUUCACCUUCUUCACCAUCCUGGUUACGUGGCUCCUCCUCCUCACGUGUGUGAUGUGCGUGUCCAGCCUGACUCUGCUGCUGAGGGUCCAGUGCAGGUCCCGGCCCCCGCGGCUCCCCAGGCUCUACCUCCUGGUGCUGCUCACGGUCCUCGUGUUCCUGCUCUGCUGCCUGCCCAUGGGGAUCUGGGCUGUCCUGAGUUUCUGGUUCCACACAUAUCUCAUGUCUUAUUGGCUCUGUGACCUCCUGGCCUGUGUGAACAGCAGCGUGAACCCCCUCAUUUACUUCUUCGUGGGCAGACUAGGGCAUAAACGGAGGGAGCCUCUCAGGGUGGUGCUCCAGAGGGCCCUUGGGGACGAGCAGGAGUUGGGAGGUGAGACAACAAACACUCCCCACUCCAGCCGCCCGGAGACUACACUCCGAGCCUAAGAAGAAGAUAUUCAGACACAGCAGCCCUUGAAAGGAGCUCCCUGCCCCAGACAGAGUAGCAACUUCCCUCUCUCUGGGAGGAAAAUCAGGAUUCCCCUGCCAUUAUUUAUGUGGAUGCCUAAGAUGUGAACUCUAGGCAAUGAACAUUUAUUAGGUGCCUAUUGUAUGUCAGGCAGCCGAGGCCACAUCUACUCUAAGAAUGUAGCUGUAUAACCUUGCACAAGUCACUCGACUCUGCCUCAAUUUCCUCAUCUGUAAAAUGAACUAUCAAAAGAAAUGCAAAGCUCUCAAGUAUCUUUGUCCAGAAAAUCCCAGAUAGGGUCAUAUGACUGAACAACAAGACUAUACCAGGAACUGUACUAAGCCCUUCAAAACAUCUCAUUUAGGGGCUGAUAGG